Molecule: messenger RNA, 1708 nt
Organism: Mangifera indica (mango)
Lineage: Eukaryota; Viridiplantae; Streptophyta; Magnoliopsida; Sapindales; Anacardiaceae
Product: COP9 signalosome complex subunit 2
Exons: 12
Coding region: 132-1451 (439 amino acids)
Biological process (GO): protein deneddylation
Cellular component (GO): COP9 signalosome
Source: RefSeq, a predicted model, not a curated record
CGUAGACUUGGUCCUAUAAAUAUGACCAUCGAAGUGCCCUAACAGGAAUUAUAGACAAUUACCAGACUCAGAUAUCACAUUUAAUUUUGUCAUCGCAAUUUCUCUUCUAAUUCCUUCUUUCCAACUCAGUCAUGGGUUCAGAUGCGGAUAUGGAGGAUUAUGGGUUUGAGUACUCAGAUGAGGAGCCUGAGGAACAGGACGUUGAUAUCGAGAAUCAAUAUUAUAACUCUAAAGGUCUGGUUGAAACGGAUCCAGAAGAGGCACUGGCUGGUUUUGCUGAAGUUGUUGGCAUGGAACCUGAGAAGGCUGAAUGGGGAUUCAAAGCUCUGAAGCAAACUGUAAAGCUCUAUUAUCGAUUAGGGAAGUAUAAAGAAAUGAUGGAUGCUUACAGGGAAAUGCUUACAUACAUUAAAUCAGCAGUGACACGAAAUUACAGUGAAAAAUGUAUAAACAAUAUAAUGGAUUUUGUUUCUGGAUCUGCUAGUCAGAAUUUUAGUCUCCUGCAAGAAUUUUAUCAGACCACUCUGAAGGCCCUUGAAGAAGCAAAGAAUGAGAGACUUUGGUUCAAGACAAAUCUUAAGCUUUGCAAGAUAUGGUUUGAUAUGGGUGAAUAUGGGAGAAUGAGCAAGAUUUUGAAGGAACUUCAUAAAUCUUGUCAAAGAGAAGAUGGGACAGAUGACCAAAAGAAAGGAAGUCAACUUUUGGAGGUCUAUGCAAUUGAGAUUCAAAUGUACACUGAGACUAAGAAUAACAAGAAGCUAAAGCAAUUGUACCAGAAGGCACUUGCUAUUAAAUCAGCUAUUCCCCAUCCAAGAAUCAUGGGAAUAAUACGUGAAUGUGGUGGGAAGAUGCAUAUGGCUGAACGUCAGUGGGCAGACGCAGCCACUGAUUUCUUUGAAGCUUUCAAGAAUUACGAUGAAGCUGGGAAUCAUAGGCGUAUACAAUGUUUAAAAUAUCUGGUUCUGGCAAAUAUGCUGAUGGAAUCUGAAGUUAAUCCAUUCGACGGACAAGAGGCAAAGCCAUAUAAAAAUGACCCUGAAAUUCUAGCAAUGACAAACUUGAUAGCAGCAUAUCAACGAAAUGAGAUAAUAGAAUUCGAGAAAAUCCUUAAGAGUAACAGAAGGACAAUAAUGGAUGAUCCCUUUAUCCGUAAUUACAUUGAAGAUCUAUUGAAGAAUGUCCGCACUCAAGUGCUGCUUAAGCUUAUCAAGCCCUAUACAAGGAUCCGAAUCCCUUUCAUCUCAAAGGAGCUCAAUGUGCCAGAAAAAGAUGUUGAACAAUUGCUGGUUUCACUAAUCUUGGAUAAUCGUAUUGAUGGACAUAUUGAUCAAGUGAACCGGCUCUUAGAGCGUGGCAACAGGUCAAAGGGAAUGAAGAAGUAUACUGCCAUAGACAAAUGGAACACACAGCUAAGGUCUCUGUAUCAAACUGUUUGUAAUCGAGUGUCUUGAGUACAUUGAAGGUGGCGCAGUAGUAAAAGUUCAAUCAGUUUUUGGGUAUUUUGAUGAUGAGUCAGGAGAAAGGUGAAAUUGUCUUUUUCAGCACUCUGUCGAUUUCAGAAAGGGACUUAUAUUUUUUGUAUUACAAACAAAAUGUUAGACACUGCCAUCAGAAGUAUGUUCAUUUAUCAAAAUGUUGGGUUGAUGACAAAUAAAUUUUGAAGGAGUAGUUUAAAGGUGAAUAGAUAUGUUUAUGAUCUUGUUAAGAA